Molecule: messenger RNA, 1137 nt
Organism: Rosa chinensis
Lineage: Eukaryota; Viridiplantae; Streptophyta; Magnoliopsida; Rosales; Rosaceae
Exons: 7
Coding region: 228-1022 (264 amino acids)
Source: RefSeq, a predicted model, not a curated record
AAUUUGCAGCUCUACGCACACUGAGCCUGCCCCUAAUCUGUGAGUGAAGGCGUAUGCGUCGGAGCAGAGAGAAGGAGAGAGCUUCGGCCUCGCUGACCUCUAUCAAUGCUUUAGAUGAAACCAAAACUCCAAGCCACACAACCUCUGCGUGAAGAUAGCUCAAGUUCUUGUUACAAAAGUAGCAACCUUGAACCUUGAUACUACAAAAAGUAGAUUCCCCUCCACAAAUGCAAGUACCCAGAUGGAGAAACGUCUUGAUACUCAGGAAUUCAUUGAUUUCGAUGACUUGUACGCCAACCCAUUUAGCGUCAUUUCAUUCUACUCCAGCUUCAUGUGAGAAGUGGAAGGACAAAUGGAACUUUGAUGUGAAGAGUUCAGAACAACCAUCAAAGAAUUUCAUCAGAUAUGCAACACGUCACAAGCGAGCUGAUGCAAAGAAAGCCCUUAAAAAUCUUCUCUUCAACAGCGGAUACUCCCCUAAACUCUCAUAUCAGCACAUUCAGGAAGAAGAUGAUUCAGGUAGCUCUCCUAAAAAUCAUAGAUCAAAAUCUUGUCGACAUGCUCAGAAAUCCCACCACAAGAAAAUGAAACGCAAACUCAAACGAGAGAGUUUCUCUGAUGAUGAAAACCAUCCUGAGACAAUCUUUCAGGCAACAUAUGGCAAGAGAUGGUACACUUGGUCUUUUAACGCACAGCGCGACUCUUUUCAUGAUUCAGCAUCUGGAUUUGAUUGGAGAGAGCCUUCAAGCUGGAAAGAUAGAAGUACAAGAUGGGAAAACAUUAGUGAUGUAGAGUCUGAUGAUGAACAAUGUACCAUAGGAUCAUGUUCUGAUAGAAAAAUUCUUGGUCUCCCUUCAACAGGUCCUUUAAAGACCGAAGAUGUUAAAAAAGCUUUCCAUUUAUCAGCUUUAAAAUGGCAUCCUGACAAGCAUCAAGGAUCUUCACAGGACAUGGCAGCAGAGAAAUUCAGACUUUGUGUUAAUGCUUACAAUUCUCUGUGCAAUGCAUUAUCUGCAACGUAAGCUGUUGCAAAAGGUUGUGGUUUGUGCAUUAACACAUUCCUCUGGGCUCAUAAUUACAAUGGAGCUUUAAUGUAUUUAUAUGAUUAAUUAUAUAUAUUUUUUCUUCAUUUAUCCA